Trichobilharzia regenti is the source of this 639-nucleotide messenger RNA. Lineage: Eukaryota; Metazoa; Platyhelminthes; Trematoda; Strigeidida; Schistosomatidae. The record is from the annotation of a GenBank genome assembly.
GUUAUUUAACGUGUGAAUGUGAGGACCCACCUCAUUCAACUCGAAAUCAACAAGCAGUCACAUGUGAAUUCAAACGUGUAUAAAAUAUGUACUGAUCUGAUCUGUUAGCAAUAUUUCUGAACAUUUCACAAUACAUUCCCCUUUAUAGUACACCAAGAUGAAUUUGAAUCUUUUCUUAUGGACGAUGUUCCUUUUGACUGUCUAUCAUCAACUAUUAUCCGAAAGUGUAGCUUUCGGUCAAGCUGUUACAGAUGACGCAAACCUUCGAAACGGGACACAGAGAGCAACUCCCGACGACGAUGAUGAUGAUGAUGACAAUAAGGAAAAUGAAAACAAUGUUGAUACAACUGAAGAUGACGAUGAUGAUAACAGCAAUGCAGAUGACGAAAAUGAUGAUGACGACAGUGAUGAAAAUGAUAAUGACGACGAUGAUGAGGAUGACAGAGACGACAAUGUGAAGAACACAACCAACCCACCUCCUUCUGAAACCUCCAAAUAAUCAAGAUUGAUAUUAUCUGUUUGUUUCACUUCGUAUUGUCUAUUUGACUAUCUGGUGCAUUGGUAUGUGGACUUUAUGUAGUGAUAUUUCAACUUUAACAUUGUUAUUGGAUGUUCAAAACAAUAAAUAUUUGGUCAACU